Heterobasidion irregulare TC 32-1 is the source of this 1338-nucleotide messenger RNA. RefSeq lists its product as uncharacterized. The record is from RefSeq and is a predicted model, not a curated record. Lineage: Eukaryota; Fungi; Basidiomycota; Agaricomycetes; Russulales; Bondarzewiaceae. The coding region runs from base 1 to 1338 and encodes 445 amino acids. The transcript has a single exon.
AUGGACGGGGGGCUCUUCCCUGAAAUCCAGUCCGAGAUCUUCUUGUAUUGCGCACGCAACGACGCCGACGACUUGCUCCACCCCUCCAAAGCCCCUCUCGUUCUCACCAGAGUGUGCAGGUCAUGGCGGGCGAUCGCACUGCAAUCGACCCCGUCCUUAUGGACGUUGCUGCAGAUCCCCCGUGUGGACUCGUACAACCACGAUUCUCUCUGUCGCGCGCUGGAGACCUGGCUGUCGCUGUCCAAUCGCAGGCCACUCACCAUCUCUGUCAUAGCGCCGGCCCAGCCCUAUGUCGACCGUCUCCUGGCCAUCAUCGGCGCGCAUUCUCAUCGCUGGAAGGACAUGGUCUUGCAACUGCCUGUGAUGCCUCCACUUGACGACGCGCCCCCUCUUCUCGAAAGGCUUGCCUUGACGACCUACGGGGAUCGUGGCAUCGAGUCCUUCGUUCCUGCCAUCCUAUCCGCAAAGCGUCUUCGUCACCUCGCCGUCCGUCCAGACUCGUGGCAUGAAGAGUUCCAAAGCCUCUUUUCAUCCCGGAUUCUCGAGGUCUUCUCCGCUCAUUGCUGGCAUCGCAGCCCAAGCUGGGACAUGGGUCGAUUUGCGGACAACGCCCGCGGCAGCCACCUGGUCGCUCUGCGGCUCUCUUUUCGGGAACUGGCUGUCAAGAACACGGACAUAGGGACCCGGUGCAUACUGCCCCGACUCGAAAGCCUCAACAUCAGCAUAGAGGACUGCGAUGCGAUCGCCGUCUUCAUCGACGCUCUCGAACUUCCUCGAUUGAAAUGUUUGGAGCUGUCCGCUGCACCACUACUAAAAAAAUCCAAGCGAAUAGGACCGAGUUUGCUUUCGCUCCUCUCCUAUUGCACUGACACGAUUUCGAAGAUUUGUUUGCGCUCUGUCCGUAUGCCACCCGCCCAUCUUCAAGCCGUCCUGGCCAGUGCCAACAAUAUACAGAGCCUGACCCUGACGAACACGUAUCAUGCCAGCCUCGUUCUCAAGCACCUGGCUCUAGUCUUCUCCCCCACAGGCGAACUGACUCGAGGACAGAAUACGAAUUUGUCAUACCUGUGCGUCCUUCCACAGUGGGAAGACGCCGACAAAUGUAGGUACUAUUGUAGGCAGCUGGUAAAAGUCGUCGAGUCUCGGAGGCGGUGCGGUAGGGUAGCCAAACUGAAAGGCUUGGGGAUUUGCACGCAAACGUGGAGCGAGGCAGAGGAAAAGGGCUUGGUCGAUCCCCUCCAUCGCAUGAUAUGGAGAGACGAAGGCUUGCGUGUACACGAAGGGGGUCGUAUGGAAACCGGCGACGAGUGGUUUGCCAGAAUGACGGACAACGCGUAG